Molecule: messenger RNA, 2550 nt
Organism: Solenopsis invicta (red fire ant)
Lineage: Eukaryota; Metazoa; Arthropoda; Insecta; Hymenoptera; Formicidae
Gene: Zw
Product: glucose-6-phosphate 1-dehydrogenase
Exons: 7
Coding region: 994-2550 (518 amino acids)
Biological process (GO): pentose-phosphate shunt, oxidative branch; glucose metabolic process
Cellular component (GO): cytosol
Molecular function (GO): NADP binding; glucose-6-phosphate dehydrogenase activity
Source: RefSeq, a predicted model, not a curated record
CUUUAGAGACGAAAGGUUUAACAGCACACAUUUAUACAUUGAUGAUACACAAGAAUGAGACUGACAAUGAGUCAUCAUUAUGCAAUGCGUCGUACAUUCUCCAGUAUACAUCGCAUACAUUUCAUUUGCAUGGUAUCUAUUCGCAACUUCUAAUUGUAAAGAAAAUAUUCAAGUAAAAGUAAAAACCGUAUGCAGGAAAUGUACGAUCGCGUAAUUGAAUCCAUACUGAUGAAAGAACUUAUCAUUCCAAUGUCUUAAACGGAGCGUUCGGUGAUUGUCAAAACUUUGUAAAAACAUUCGAUCUUCCGCAUCCGAUUUGCAUCUGUAUCCAGAGGUCAUAUCGGAGAAUAUGCUAAUGAUAUUAACAGAAUAUGCUAAUGAUAUAAAACAGAAACUAAAAUAGAAGUAGAUAGAGGCAUCGUUUAUGAUAAAAAUUUCUGCGUAACAGAAUGGCAUUACGUGUGCAAUUAUUUAAAUAUUAUCGAUAAGAGUAGCUAGAGUUAUUAUAUAUUUUUAAAUAGAAUUCUUUCGGUAUUAAUCACCAAACUAUUCUAAACAAAAUAUUUACAUAUAAAACGUUUAGAUUUAUUAUGUUGCUUAAUUAAUUGCUUAUGGUUAUUGCCAAGCUAAAUAUCUGGCAUUCGAACAUCACUUGAAACCUCCUUCACAUAAUUUAAGUUCUGAUGAUUUAAAUAUAUUCUUUAAAUAAUAAAUGAAUUGAAUUUUUAUUUUAAUGAAAAAUUAUUAGAUGAGAGAGAGAUUGGUUUAUCUGUCAUCGAGAAAACUCCACGAUGGUCUCGUAAGCGUUUACGUUUGCUUGAUGGCGCGUGGUACGCGCAUGCAAGGCAAAUCCAACGCUCACAGUCGACGUUGCGCUGGUGAAGCGGCGAGAUUGUAGAGAGAGAGAUCGGCAAGACCUGCUAACACCGAUAGUCAAUCGUGUGACUUUUUUAGUGUCUUUUCCGUACGACUUGUUCGUAAACCGUGAAAACCAUGAGUACCUCAAAAACGUCAACGGAGGAGGGGUUGCAGUACUUCAGACAAUCCCUGAAGUCAGAAGAAAUGGAUCAUCAAGGAACUCAUUUUGACAGACUUAUCCCACAUGUGUUUGUCAUCUUUGGAGCGUCUGGUGACCUUGCCAAGAAGAAAAUCUAUCCGACUCUCUGGUGGCUCUUCCGAGAUAAUCUUCUACCAAAACCCACCACUUUCGUUGGCUAUGCUAGAAGCAAAUUGACGAUACAACAACUGCGUGAGAAAUGUCAUCAAUAUAUGAAAGUGAAGUCAGAUGAGGCAGAGAAGUAUGAAGAAUUUUGGAAGCACAAUCAUUAUAUCGCUGGUUCCUACGAUCAGAAGAAAGACUUUGAACUACUGAAUCGUGAAUUACAAAAGUAUGAGCAAGGAAACACUGCGCACAGGCUGUUUUAUUUAGCCUUACCACCGAGCGUGUUCGAAUGCGUCACAGUACGCAUUCGACUUACCUGUAUGGCAGACAAAGGCUGGACGAGAAUUAUAAUCGAAAAACCGUUCGGCCACGAUGCCGACUCAUCGCAGAAGCUUUCCGAUCACUUGGCGACACUGUUCAGCGAAGAUCAAAUCUACCGUAUCGAUCACUAUCUUGGCAAGGAGAUGGUACAAAAUCUGAUGACUUUGAGAUUUGGAAACAGGGUGUUUAAUCCGACAUGGAAUCGGGACAACAUAGCCUCAGUGCAAAUCACAUUUAAAGAACCCUUCGGCACUCAGGGUAGAGGCGGCUAUUUCGACGAGUUCGGCAUCAUCAGGGAUGUGAUGCAAAAUCACUUGCUACAGAUUUUGUCCUUAGUAGCCAUGGAAAAACCCGCGUCCUGCGCACCGGACGACAUCAGAAACGAGAAGGUGAAGGUUCUCAGAUGUAUCAAAGAUCUACAACUCGAUCAGGUAGUCCUCGGUCAGUACGUCGGAGAUCAGGAUGCUGAGGAUCCAGAAGCACGUUUAGGCUAUUUGGAUGAUGCCACAGUACCAGCCGGUUCUAACACGCCGACAUUCGCGUUUGCAGUGCUAAAAAUAAACAACGAGAGAUGGGAUGGAGUACCAUUCAUGCUGAAAUGUGGAAAAGCUCUAAACGAAAGGAAAGCAGAAGUUAGAGUACAAUAUCAAGACGUACCGGGCGAUAUCUUUGAAGGAAAGGCGAAGAGAAACGAAUUGGUAAUAAGAGUACAACCGGGCGAAGCGUUGUAUAUUAAAAUGAUGACAAAAUCACCUGGCAUGACAUUCCACAUGGAAGAAACAGAAUUGGACUUCACCUAUGGUAGUAGAUACAAAGGUUGUAAAUUACCGGAUGCCUACGAGAGACUAAUUUUAGACGUUUUUUGCGGUUCACAAAUGCAUUUCGUGCGAAACGAUGAGUUACACGAAGCAUGGCGGAUAUUUACGCCGCUACUCCAUCAAAUUGAAAAAGAAAAGAUUCAGCCGAUUCCAUACAAGUAUGGCUGUCGAGGCCCAAAAGAAGCCGACGACAUGGCGAAGAAAAAUAAUUUCAUGUACUAUGGUUCGUACAAAUGGGUGAAACCGUGA